Molecule: messenger RNA, 1576 nt
Organism: Hipposideros armiger (great roundleaf bat)
Lineage: Eukaryota; Metazoa; Chordata; Mammalia; Chiroptera; Hipposideridae
Gene: SIX2
Product: SIX homeobox 2
Exons: 2
Coding region: 335-1231 (298 amino acids)
Biological process (GO): regulation of transcription by RNA polymerase II; kidney development
Cellular component (GO): transcription regulator complex; nucleus
Molecular function (GO): RNA polymerase II cis-regulatory region sequence-specific DNA binding; DNA-binding transcription factor activity, RNA polymerase II-specific
Source: RefSeq, a predicted model, not a curated record
CGGGGGGAGAGCGAGCAAGAAGCGAGCAAGGGAGCGACGGGCGGCCGGGCGCAGAGCAUGCCGAGCGGCGCCCGGGGCGGCCCCCGGGCUUGGACGAGGGCGCUAGCAAGGCGCGCAGGCGGCGGUGGUGCGGAGCGGCACGGGAGCCGCGACCGGCGCGGGGACGUACUGCAGUGACUCGGAGUUCGCCGUGAGCCAGCGCGGGACCGGGGGGCCUGCCCCGCCCGCCUUUCGGCCGGGACCGCCCGGCGGGGAGGCGCCCAUGCCGGACAGCCCAGCGCGGUGAGGGCGCGCGCGCGCGCGCCGGCGGGCGGGCUGGGGCUCAGCCGGCACCAUGUCCAUGCUGCCCACCUUCGGCUUCACGCAGGAGCAAGUGGCUUGCGUCUGCGAGGUGCUGCAACAGGGCGGCAACAUCGAGCGGCUGGGCCGCUUCUUGUGGUCGCUGCCUGCCUGCGAGCAUCUCCACAAGAAUGAAAGCGUGCUCAAGGCCAAGGCGGUGGUGGCCUUCCACCGCGGUAACUUCCGCGAGCUCUACAAGAUCCUGGAGAGCCAUCAGUUCUCGCCGCACAACCACGCCAAGCUGCAGCAACUGUGGCUCAAGGCGCACUACAUCGAGGCAGAGAAGCUGCGCGGCCGACCCCUGGGCGCCGUGGGCAAGUACCGCGUGCGCCGCAAGUUUCCGCUGCCGCGCUCCAUCUGGGACGGCGAGGAGACCAGCUACUGCUUCAAGGAAAAAAGUCGCAGCGUGCUGCGCGAGUGGUACGCGCACAACCCCUACCCUUCACCCCGCGAGAAGCGCGAGCUGGCAGAGGCCACGGGCCUCACCACCACGCAGGUCAGCAACUGGUUCAAGAACCGGCGGCAGCGUGACCGGGCAGCCGAGGCCAAGGAAAGGUACGAAGAGAACAGCGAGAACUCCAACUCCAACAGCCACAACCCGCUAGCGGCGUCGCUGAACGGCAGCGGCAAGUCGGUGCUAGGCAGCUCGGAGGACGAGAAGACGCCGUCGGGGACGCCAGACCACUCGUCGUCUAGCCCCGCACUGCUGCUCAGCCCGCCGCCGCCACCAGGGCUGCCGUCCCUGCACAGCCUGGGUCACCCUCCUGGCCCCAGCGCGGUGCCGGUGCCGGUGCCGGGCGGAGGAGGCGCCGACCCGCUGCAGCACCACCACAGCCUGCAGGACUCCAUCCUCAACCCUAUGUCGGCCAACCUCGUGGACCUGGGCUCCUAGAGCCCCGCCUGCCUCGAAGCGCCGGCCUUCCGGGCUUGGCACUGGAAACUUCAGAGAGACCGUGUCGGGAGGGCGCUCGGCGCCGGCGGCCCCACCAGGUACUGAAACACCCGCACGCUGAGCGGGGCAGAACCGCCGGCCCCGGCAGGGCGGAUGGCUGUCUGGUUUGGUCUUCGUUCGGGAUUUAUUUUCAACAAGUUGCUUUUGAGAUCCUUUGAAGGACUGGGACCGGGUAAUGAACCAGGGAAGGGAAUAAAUUAUACACCAUCCUCAUCCUCUCCCUAUGUUCUCUUGGCUUCUCUUUCCUUCUGUUCUCUCUUCCUUUGCUUUGCCUUCCUUGCUCUU